AUGAGUAUAAUUAGUUCUUGGUUACUUGUCUCUAUUAUUUGCUUAACUACUUCUAUUGUAACAAAAUUGCAAGCUGCUGGAGUUACUACCCAUCUAUUUUAUUUAACAAGAGGUGCUCCCUUAAGUUUAAAGGAAAACUAUUAUCCUUGGUUGAAAGCUGGUUCUUUCUUUCCGGAUGCUUUGUACUCAUGUGCACCUUCAAAUAAGGAUUGGUCUGAUUUUGCAGAAUUCACUCAUUGGCCCAAUUUCUUAAUGAUUGCAGUAUCUUAUUGGCAGCAAAAGUAUGGUCAGAACGAUCGACUUCGGGGAACUCACGGCUCACUCGCACUAAAGUCAUUUUUAAUAGGGGUAUUCACUCAUCAGAUAGUUGAUGUUUCCUGGCAUUCGUUAGUUACCGAUUAUAGAAUGCACGGACUACUCCGAGUUCUCAGCGAAACAGAAUUUGAUGGAGAUAUUGAAACUGCUCAUACGUUUUUAGACGUUAUGGGUGAAUUCCUCACCUUAAAUAAUGUAAUCCGUGACAGUAAUAAUAACGAAAAUUGGGAUUUUUUAACUCGCUCUGAUUGGAAAUUGCCCAGAGAAGAGGAUUUAAUGGAAAUUAUAAGGAACGCUGGACUUUCAAAGGAAAAGUUGUCCUACGCAGAACUGGAAUUUUGCGUUAAAAGAGGAAUGGCAGCGGCUAUUAGUGAAGGGUACCUAUUCCGCUCUCAAAGAAACCAAUUGUUAACUAAUAUUUACUCAACAUCCCCCAGGGCUAAUGAUCUAAUACUGAAUCAUUGGCUAGGAGGGCAGUCCAAUUUGGUUGCAAUGCUCCAAAGAUGCGUGCCUUUCUUCGAGACUUUGUUUCAUGACGAGAAUACUAAUGAAGCUCAAGCAGAAGAACUGAGAUUAUGUGCUAAUUUACCGCCAGUAUCACAAAAACGGAUAAAUGCACGACCUUUGGUCUCUUCAUUAAAAGCACGUAAGGGAAAUAGCCACAUUGUCGUAUCUCCCAUGAAAUCAUUUUCCGAUUUUGGCACAAGCCUGACUAUGGGAAAAUUUCGAGAAGACAACAAGGAUUAUCUCGCUGUAAGUGCACCACUUGAAGACACAGUUGGUGCAAUCUAUAUAGUUCCAUGGGAUAUUCUAACUGUAGCAAGAAAAGAGGAUUUUAGCAUUUUACAACCCAUCACUGCCAUGUACGGUUCAAAGGUCGGGACAUACAAGGCAAGUGAUGUUGACUACCUACUCGUUUCACAGCCUGGUACCUGUACAAUCGACUUUUACUUCAAAGGAGUAAAAAUACUGACAAUCAAGGAUGAGACCACCGAAGAAGCACAUCAGUUACAAUUUGCUGUAACAGGUAAUUUUUAUGAUGAUAAGAUUCCUGAUUUGGUGGUGUCAAGCCCAAGUUAUGGUGCCAACGAAACUGGAAUUGCAACAUUUAUCCCAGGAUCUUCCAUAAUAAGCUAUUUGACCAAUUCAGACAAAUAUCAAGUAGUUGAUAUCUCAACUUUUAAGGGCGUUAUUAACCUUGACGGGUACCCUAUGAAAAUACCAUUUCAGCAUUUCGGGGCAACAAUUCAGAUAUCUGACACGACUGACAAACAAAAGUUAAUAUAUAUUACAUGUCAAAGUCUUGGUACUGUUUUUGUUUAUUCGAGUAAUGAUUUACACGAUUUGUCCAUCCCAAUAUAUUAUAUAACGAAAAAUGGCGUCAUUCCAGCAAAGGACAGUGACCACGUUGAGUGGCAUAUAAUUCCCUCAAAAGAACAUGGUAUGUUCGGUGCAGCCAUAUAUUCUUGGAAUUUUGAAGGUAUGAGUUUUGUAGCCGUAUCUCAACCAAUGUUUGACACUGUGUUUAUAUAUAUUGAGAAGUCUGGGCAAAUAGAGUUUUUCUUAAAACUGGUUCUAAAGAUUAAGACAAAAUCAGAUUCAAUCCCGGAUGAGUUUGGUUCAUCUUUGCUGUUUAAUGACGAAGAAAAGAAAUUGUACGUUUCCUCCCCAGGCAGUUUCGAUGCAAGAGGAAGUAUAUGGAAAAUUAGUAUGGAUGAGCUAUUAAAGGCGGGAAACGAUCCGAAGCGCAAAACCCUUUUGAUUAAUAAUUUAAGGCAUCUCAUGCUCAUAAAUCCUGACAAAAGUAGCAAGGGUGUGUCAAAUUUUGGUAAUAGCAUGAUUUUGGGUCCCCAAAAUCACCUUAUAGUAGGCAUUCCCCAAUAUGGGUAUGGAAAUUUUGAUCACAUGCAGCUAACCGGUAGAAUCCUGGUACUUUAA
Saccharomyces cerevisiae S288C is the source of this 2253-nucleotide messenger RNA. RefSeq lists its product as uncharacterized. The transcript has a single exon. The record is from RefSeq and is marked reviewed. NCBI's taxonomy places the organism in Eukaryota, Fungi, Ascomycota, Saccharomycetes, Saccharomycetales, Saccharomycetaceae. Bases 1 to 2253 code for a protein of 750 amino acids. Gene Ontology annotation, cellular component: membrane.